Messenger RNA from Amphibalanus amphitrite, 6725 nucleotides. Its product is annotated as inactive dipeptidyl peptidase 10-like. Gene Ontology annotation, molecular function: dipeptidyl-peptidase activity; serine-type peptidase activity. Gene Ontology annotation, biological process: proteolysis. The coding region runs from base 1085 to 3517 and encodes 810 amino acids. NCBI's taxonomy places the organism in Eukaryota, Metazoa, Arthropoda, Thecostraca, Balanomorpha, Balanidae. The transcript is spliced from 15 exons. The record is from RefSeq and is a predicted model, not a curated record.
GACCCGGCGCUCGGUAAGAAGCGCCACCUGCCCCCGGCGGCCCGCGCCCGUCGGCUGGCCUCCAUACCGAUCGAUUUCAAAAGGUGGUGCGGACGCCAGCGGCGGCAACGUGCCCCGCCGAGACGAGCGGCGGCCGCCGGAGCGCAGCCGCCAUGUCCGGCGCCACCGCGGUCCACCGCGCCGCAGCAGCUCGCUCAGCCGGCCGACCAGCAGCCGACCCAUGACCUGACCUGCGCCCCUCGUGUCCGGCACCAACCUAGUGGCCGUGUGCAGCCGUUACCCAGGAGCCCGGAGCACCGGUCGGCGCGUCCCGCGGCCGCCGCCGGGCUCCUCGCACUCGGCCUCUGGCCCCGACUGGUCGACGGGUCCCCACGGGCCGCCGCCCGACCCGCGCCUCGGCAGACGGUCGGGAACGCCUGAACAGCUCGGCGUCGGAGGCGGCCGCCGGCCCGUGGGCGUCAGGUGUAGCGGCCGCCCCCCAGCGGGCAGCAGGCAGCCGCCACCGCAGAGGCCCGGCCCUGCGCCGCAGGUACCAGCAGGGACCACCUCCGCCGCCGCAGGGACCAGCCGUGCCGCCACAAGGACCAUCAGGGACCAUCCCCUCCGCCACAGGGACCAGCAGGGACCAUCCCCGCCGCCACAGGGACCAGCAGGGACCACCUCCGCCGCCACAGGGGCCUGUUCCACUCGCUGCUGACCUGGCUGCCCGCGCCGAGCGUCGGCGCUGGACAAACCGCUCAAGCCGCUGCCAAUCGAGCACGGCCGGGCGCCGCAGUGGGGGCUCUGUGCGGCAGCGCCACCCGCUGACCGGGCGCCGCAGUGGGACUGUGUGCGGCAGUGCCACCCGCUGACCGGGUGCCGCAGUGGGGGCUGUGUGCGGCAGCGCCACCCGCUGACCGGGCACCGCAGUGGGGCCAGCACCACCCGUCUGACUGGACGCCACGCGACCGCCGCGCUACCGACGCGCGAUAAACGUGACCCGGGACGCCCCACGUGGGACGUGUCACGUCGGGUGCGAAGUGACUACAGGCACCCAGCGAGGUACUUACAGUGCGCCAAAGUGACGGCGAUCAGGGGUGUGGCGAUGAGCGGCCAGGGCGGCGCUGGCCCGCCGGCGUCGGGCGGCUCCCAGCCGACCAAGGCCGACGGCGGCGAGAUGGACGCGCUGCUGCUGGGCCGUCUGCAGGAGCUGCAGGAGCUGGUGGCCGCCACUCCCACCCAGCGGAACUGGCGCGGCAUCCUCAUCUCGCUGCUAGUGAUCGGCCUGGUCAGCUCGCUGAUCGUCACCUGUGUCAUCCUGCUGACCCCGCCGGACCUGGGGCCGAGAAUACGAGGUCACCUUGUUACUCUGGAAGACAUUGUGAAGUCCACCUACAGGGUUCAGCACGACGAUGCCGCUUGGAUCACAGAUGACGUCAUCACGUACCGUGAUGACGACGGCGGUGUGUCGGCGUACCACGUGCUCCGGAACGCCACCACAGUGCUCGUCAGCAACGUCACCAUGCGACAAAAACACUCGGAGAGGGCUCUGGUGUCUCCAGACCUAAACUUCGUGAUUCUCUUCGGCAGGCGAAAAAAGCUGACCGAGUACACCGGUGAAGCGCCCUGCUGGCUGCUCAGCGUCAACAGCGGGCGGGUCAGCGCGCUGAAGCCGGAGCCGUGGUCGGAGCGGCACCCGGCACUGCAGCACGCCGCCUGGAUGGCCGGCAGCGCGCUGCUCAUGCUGCACGGCGGCAACAUCUACUACAAGGCGCGCGCGCUCAGCGCCGACUCGUUCGCGGUGACCUCGGACGGCCGCGCCGGUCUGCUGCAGCACGGCCUGCCCGACCUGCUGUACGCAGAGCACAUCCUGCGCGCGGAGUCGGCCGUGUGGCCGUCGCCGGACGGCACGCUGCUGCUCUACUUCAGCUUCAACUGCACGGCCGUGGCCGAGCUGCACUACACCGAGUACGGGGCCGCGGCCGAGCCGGCCUACCCGCGCGUCCGCUCCGUCCGAUACCCGCGGGCGGGAGCCGUAAACCCGUCGCUGACGGUGACCGUGGCCAACGUGACGAACCCGGUCCGGAUGGACUACCGCACCGUGCUGCCGCCGGCCGGCCUCUCCGACAGUGAGCUGUACGCGGCCGGAGUCCGGUGGCUGGACAACUCGCGGGCGUCCGUCACCUGGUACAACCGGCGGCAGAACGUCAGCCACGUCUCCGUCUGCUCGGCGCCCAGCUGGCGCUGCCGAACGGUGUACCAGUCUCAGUCGCCGCGCGGCUGGGUGCCGAUCGGAGACGGUCCCGUGUUCUCAGAGAGCGGCUCGGCGGCCGCUCUUCUGGACCGCGUACAGGAUGGCGAUCACGGACUCUACACGCAGAUUCUCAUGGUGGAGCUGGGCGCCGGCCGCAGCGUCACGCAGAUGACGCAGAACAGAGCCGACGUCACCCGCAUUCUGGCCUGGACCAAAGGCUUCAUCUACUACCUGUCGGCCGUGGAGGGCUGGCCGGGAGAGCGGCACCUGUACCGGCUCUCGGAGCACCGCUCGCCGCUGCGGCGCACCGUCCACUGCCUGACGUGUCCGGCGGCCGAGGGCGCGCCGGGCCCGCGCUGCCUGCAGCACGAGGCGCUGGUGGCGGCCGGCGGCCGGUACGCGCUGCGCUGCGUCGGCCCCGACGUGCCGCGGCUGACGCUGGCUGCGCCGGCCGGCGCCGUCAGCCUGCGCAACAGCACGGCGCUGCGCGCGGCGGCCGCCGGCCUGGCGGCGCCGGCCGUCCGGCUGCUGGCCGUGCCGCUGCCGGCCGGCCGCGCCGCCACCGUCCGACUCCUGGUGCCGCCGCAGUACCGCGACGGCGACCAGGCGGCCUACCCGCUGCUGCUGUGGCUGGCGCCCGGCGCGGCCGCCGACCGGCGCUGGCGCGUCGACUGGCCCGCCUACCUGGCCUCCCAGCAGAGCUUCGUGGUGGCCACGGUCGAGGUGCCGGCCGCGGCCGGCGCGGAGGUGCCGGUGGGCGCCGCCGAGACGGCCGCUCUCCGGCUGGUGGUCUCCCAACUGACCGAGAAACUGAGCUUCGUGAGCGCCAGCCGCGUGCUGGUGGCCGGCUGGCAAUACGGCGGCUACCUGGCGGCCUCGCUGCUGGCCAGCGCCGCGCCGGGCCAACAGCUGCGCUGCGCCGUGGCCGUGGCGCCUAUCGCCAACUGGGAACUCUACGCGUCUGCGGCCAGUGAGCGCCGGCUGGGCGACCCGCACACCAACCAGCGCGGCUACUCGGAGUCGGCGGUGGGCGGCGCCGGUCUGGUGGGCCGCCGGCUGCUGCUGGUGCACGGCACGGCCGACACCAGCGUCAGCGUACAGCACACCCUGCUGCUGGCACGGCGGCUGCAGCGCGCCGGCGCACUCUUCUCACAGAUGCUGUACCCGGACGAGGGCCACCAGCUGGACGGAGUGCGCGAGCACCUGUACCGCACACUGGACCAGUACCUGCACGAGUGCUUCCUGCCGGACAACGUGCGCCAGUUGGUGGCCGAGACCAUAUGAGAGCGGCCCCCCGGCGCCUGCUGCCGGGGAGAGGUGUGCACCAAACGCGAGAAGCUGGCCGGCUGCACGGCCGAAACGCCGCCCGACCAGUGACAGCCGAGAGACAGAGAGAGAGAGAGGAGCCGCCCGGCGGCGGCAGGAGCAGAGGGGGACGCGGGACGCACCAGCGGAGCCGCACCGCUGCCGCCGAGGACCCUCCUGGCCGAGACAGAGCGCCGGCCGAAAACGGAGUCUGCUGGAACCCCGGACUGAAACGCAGCCCUGAUAGAAAACAGUUAGGAGAGGGGGGAGAGAGGGAGAGAAAGAAGGCAGAGUCACCAUGCCAGUCUCUGGAAUCACUACUAGUCGACAUUGCACCGUGGGUGCACAUAGUAUUCCGUGUAUUCCGCAGUAUUCCGUGCCGACACACCGGGACAGCGGCCACGGACAGACAGCGGCGAGCUGCAGACAGCUGCCCGGGCAGACAGCCGCCUGCUGAGGACAGCCGCCCGGACAGACAGCGGCGAGCUGCAGACAGCUAACCGGACAGACAGCCGCCUGCUGAGGACAGCUGCCCGGACAGACGGCCGCCUGCUGAGGACAGCUGCCCGGGCAGACAGCCGCCUGGUCCGGGCAGCUGCCCAGACGUACCGCCUCCUGGUCCGGGCAGCUGCCCAGACAGACAGCCGCCUGGUCCGGGCAGCUGCCCAGACGUACCGCCUCCCGGACAGACAGCUGUCGGCUCGGACCGUGCCGCAGCGAAUUCACACCCGCACCCGGGUGUCUGCUGCUCGGGGCAGCGAAUUCACACCCGCACCCGGGUGUCUGAAGACUGGCCCGCUGCUUAUCGCGCUGUGCCUCGCAGAGUCGCUCUCUGUGCUCCGUGUGGGCUCGCGGAGUCGCUCUGUGCUCGCUCUGUGCUCCGUGUGGGCUCGCGGAGUCGCUCUGUGCUCCGUGUGGGCUCGCGGAGUCGCUCUGUGCUCACUCUGUGCUCCGUGUGGGCUCGCGGAGUCGCUCUGUGCUCGCUCUGUGCUCCGUGUGGACUCGCAGAGUCGCUCUGUGCUCCGUGUGGACUCACAGUCGCUCUGUGCUCCGUGUGGGCUCGCGGAGUCGCUCUCUGUGCUCCGUGUGGGCUCGCGGAGUCGCCCUCUGUGCUCCGUGUGGGCUCGCGGAGUCGCUCUGUGCUCGCUCUGUGCUCCGUGUGGGCUCACAGUCGCGCUCUGUGCUCCGUGUGGGCUCGCCAAGGCCUUCGUCCGUCGCUCUGUGUUCUGUUAGCGUGUUUCGAUGUGCCGCCGGCCGGGCUGGCCGAGCCGCCGUGUCUGUGUGCCGAGCCGCCGUGCCCUCCAGCGGUGUCUGAGUGCCGUGCCGUCCGCUGUGUGUGCCGUGCCGUGGCCGACGGCAGAUAUUCGAUGCCCGCGCUACAGUCGCUGCGGCGCCGCCGCCCGGACGGCCACCGUCUCCUGACAGUCUGUCCGGUGACAGUCUGUCCCCCUGACAGUCUGUCCAGUGGCAGUCUGUCUAGUGACAGUCUGACCGUCGGUGGCACAAUGGCGCGGCGGAGUGUGUGCAAAUACACUGACUGUAUGCACAGUAGCCCAUUCGUCACCGUAUGUACAGUGUAACGCUAGAUGUACAAUGUAUUAUGUAUGUGCACUGGGACACAGGAUGUACAGUACAUUGUACAUUGCACAUUAUAUGUAUCGUCUCACUGCGUGUUGCGUGUUUUUUUUUUCGACAAAGCCGAGAAUAGCUCGAAGCUAUAAAAAAAAAACUUGGAAUAGCUCAUGACACAUCAAUUUCGCAUCAUGGCUGAUUUUUUCACCCCAGUUCACAUAAGGUCAGGUCACCAGGUAAAGUAGUGAUCAUGCGUCUAAAAAAACUUAGUGAUUCUGUCAUUCCUAUAGUUUACAUCCAGAAGUUAAAAACUCGGGGUUAUGACAUGAGGGAAUCAGUGCCAAAAAUGUGUACAUCUCGGAAUUUUUAUAUCGGUAACCCAAGGCCAGCGCAGCUCUCCAUUAUAAGUCAAUGGGAGACAAUUGGAACGCUCUUUUUGGAACAAAAACACUCAUCGGGAUACAUCGGGAUACAGGUAAACAUGAUACAAUGAAUCUGAAAAAUGCACCCGUGCCCCCUUUGUGACCCUGAGGUCACUCAGGUCAUGAAAAGUAUCCAGCAGUUUAUGACAUUAACUUAAUUGAUAGAAACACGAUAAAGCGAUGAAACGCCACGGGAGAAACAGUUAAACGAUACCAAUAGACUAAUAUGCAAUAUGAUCUUUUCUGUGACCUUGACUUGGGCCGAAUUUUUUAGUCGACCUUUCAGGCCAAUGCAGGUUUAGUUUCAUUCGACGCAUCUAGACGAAAGAAAUACGAUGCUGGUAAAAUCAAACUAAUACAGGGUUGAUGUCAAAAGUUAUCACAGAAAAAAACUUUUACAGGGAAACGCUACAUUUAAGAGUUUUUGCCCUCUGCACGCUAAACCGUUGAGCUAAGAACAAAUCUGAGACAUGAACAAUCCGAAAGAGCCUUCAAAGGCUAACGAAUGCGCAGACAUCUACUGGCUGAGAAUCGGAGUAGUAGUGCUCAGACACCAACGCUGAGCGGAGCCACCUCCGAAGUUAACGCACCCUUAACGCUUGGCUGUAGCUCUUUUUGUUUAGAGUUAUGCGCCGAUUGUGAAAAGUUGUCAAAACCGGCAACCAAAAUUCUUGAUAAUUUUACUUUUGGUGACCUGCAGUGACUUUAGCGAGACCCGAUCGAAAGAUGAUCUGUAUGAUUCUUAAAGAUCUUGUAGCGAGCUUUCUAUUGUUUUUCUUUCGCGUCUUUCUAGCUUUCUUACUUUCCGAUAACCUGGUGUGACCCAAUGCGCCCCCCCCCCCCUAUGGCGAAGUUGGAUGAGAGGCCCAGCCGGGCGCGGGUUUGUAAAAGGCCUAACCGAAAGAGUGGCGCAUCGCGCGUCUGCCCGUUAUGAGUUCCAGUCGACUGAUACCAUUGCCUCUGAGGUUAUUAUGAUACCCACCCGCGGUUUUGUCGAAAAAAAGAAAACCCACCACGCAGUAAGACGAGAGCUAUACAAUGUGCCACUGUAUGUACACUGAAUGUGCAUUGAAUGUACAGUGAGACACUGUAUGUACGCUGAAUGUACAGUGUAGCACUGUAUGCACACGGUAUAUACUGCAGGACAGCCGAGGAAUGUGUCAUUGUUAUAAUACAGGUAUGCAUUGACUGUG